Setaria italica (foxtail millet) is the source of this 1983-nucleotide messenger RNA. RefSeq names its product probable protein phosphatase 2C 72. Gene Ontology annotation, biological process: protein dephosphorylation. NCBI's taxonomy places the organism in Eukaryota, Viridiplantae, Streptophyta, Magnoliopsida, Poales, Poaceae. The record is from RefSeq and is a predicted model, not a curated record. The coding region runs from base 599 to 1795 and encodes 398 amino acids. The transcript has 5 exons. Gene Ontology annotation, molecular function: protein serine/threonine phosphatase activity; cation binding.
UCCGGCCCUGUUCGCCACCCCAAAAUCCCUCUUGCGAAAAACUAGAAUCCGGUAGUCUGAGCGCUGCCUUGCCGGCCCUGCCUCCGCUCCUUCUCUCCCUCUCGUCCCUCUUCCCUGGUUUAGUUGGUUGCGUCUCCUGUAGUUUUUGUUCUCUCUCGCUCUGCUUCUGCUCUUCAUAUAUCUAUAUGGAGCGGAGCAGAUGCUCUGAUCUGUCUGUUUGUUCUUCGAUCGAGUCUGGGAUACUUGAAAGUUGGAAGGAGGAAGGGGAGGCAAAGCGAAAGAGCCCAUCUUUUUGUAGUCUUUUCGGUUCGGUUUCCUGGUUGCUUCUUUUGGAUCCCGCGGAGGAGCCCACCGUUUCUACAAAAACCCAAUCUUUGCUGACUUCUCCGCGGCCGAGAUCGAUAGGUUUCCAUAUCUAAGAGCCCUCCUCUGGCUGAGAGAUCGCGGGCGCAGCAAUCCGGCGCGCAGCUACUAGGGAAAAUAUCCAAGAAAAGAUUUCGCGGGUGCGACGGGGCAGGAAGAAGAUAUUGGAGAACAGGAGUGUAAAGAAAUGGUCUUCGUGACGAAGUGGGCGAUGGGGCGGUGGCGGAGAUGAGGGAUGCUAUCGGCUGUGAUGGAGUACUUGAGAUCUUGCUGGGGGCCGUCUUCGCCGGCCGGGCGCUCCCGAAGAGGAUCGGACGCCGCCGGCCGCCAGGACGGGCUCCUGUGGUACAAGGACGGCGGGCGGGUCGUCGACGGUGAGUUCUCCAUGGCCGUGGUCCAGGCCAACAACCUGCUGGAGGACCAUAGCCAGGUGGAAUCCGGGCCGCUGAGCGCAACGGAGCCCGACCUCCAAGGCACCUUCGUUGGCGUCUAUGAUGGGCAUGGUGGCCCGGAGACGGCACGGUACAUCAAUGAUCAUCUCUUCAACCACCUGAGGAGAUUUGCAUCUGAACACAAGUGCAUGUCAGCAGAUGUGAUUCGAAAGGCUUUCCAAGCGACUGAGGAGGGGUUCAUUUCUGUAGUUAGCAGCCAAUGGUCAUUGAGUCCUCAAUUAGCAGCAGUUGGCUCUUGCUGUCUAGUCGGCGUGGUUUGCAGUGGAACUCUAUAUGUUGCAAACCUUGGGGAUUCCCGUGCUGUUCUUGGGAGACUCGUCAAGGGAACUGGAGAGGUUUUGGCAAUGCAGCUCUCAGCAGAACACAAUGCAUCCUUCGAGGAGGUUAGACGGGAGCUGCAGGCCUCACAUCCUGAUGACCCCCAUAUUGUAGUCCUAAAGCACAAUGCUUGGCGUGUGAAGGGUAUCAUCCAGAUAACAAGGUCAAUUGGAGAUGUAUAUCUGAAGAAACCAGAGUUCAACAGAGCACCUUUGCACAGCAAGUUUCGCCUUCAGGAAACUUUCAGGAGACCACUUCUUAGCUCUGAUCCAGCAAUCACUGUACACCAAAUGGAGCCCACUGAUAAGUUCAUCAUUUUUGCUUCUGAUGGACUCUGGGAGCAACUUAGUAAUCAGGAAGCAGUUGACAUGGUCCAGAGUAGCCCUCGAAAUGGAAUUGCUCGGAGAUUGGUAAAGGCCGCAAUGCGGGAAGCAGCGAAGAAGAGAGAAAUGAGGUAUUCAGACCUCAAGAAAAUUGAUCGUGGGGUGAGGCGGCACUUCCAUGAUGAUAUAACCGUCAUCGUGGUCUUCUUUGAUUCAAAUGACAUGGCAACUGCUGCCUGGAGCAGACCCACAGUCUCUCUCCGUGGGGGUGGUGUUCCAAUCCCUCCGAACACCCUUGCUCCAUUCUCAGUUCCCACAGAGCUAAACAGCUCUUACUGAAACCAUACUGGAGGUGAAGGGGCCAGACAAGAAGAUCGAAAGAAAGAAAAAGAAAAGGAAAAGGAAAAAGAAGAGUAGCAGUUGUGAUCAGCUGUAGUGUAUUUUGGUCUGCCGUGUUCUUGUAAAACCUUCUUUUAGAUUAUCAACCUGGUGACUAGGUACUAAUAGCAAGGUACAAGAUUAGAUUA